CAUCUGUAUACUAGGAGGAAAGUCAACAAUGUCCUCUCCAAGGAAGGUAACUGAGAAGCGGCAUAACCCAGUGGAAAGCAUUUGUAGAAAGAUCAGAGCCAUCCACAAGAGAGAAGCAAUUUCAAAUCCAAUUCAGCAGAUUAUCAAAUACCAAUCUAGCAGUUUUGAUAGCCCACAGACGAACACCAAGAAAGAUUUUGAAGAGGUACUGAGGAAAAUGACUGCUGCUUGUGUUCCUAUGCCUGACUCUCAUUGGUCAAGUUCUGAGGAAGUCGAUGCCUUCAUUUCAUCGCCUCAAAUAAUAUCUCCAAGAACCCCGUCCACCUCUCACCUCAGCUCCCCUGAGACUGCAACAUACUCUGUUAUUCUCACAAGUUCUGAAAACGUCUCAAAGCCGAAGUCACAGAGCAACAAGAAUUAUACAUCUUUGAUGUCACAGAUCAGAAAAGCAGAGUUUUUCUCUAACAAGGAUUUGAAUAACUAUUGUAGUGAAAAUAAUUUUAGUACCUUAACACUUGACUUUGAUUCCACCUUUGUUCAAAGCUUGAAGUGUUUUGAUCCUCAGGAUUCAGUGGUAAAAAAAUUAUCUCUGAAUGAAGAUGGAUGGAAACAAGAAGCUGAUGAUGGUAAAGAAGAUGUAAUAUACAGCAUCAACAGGGCCUGUAAAGAAGAGGCACUCACAAGUAUUUUUAAUGCAUGUGACAUCAAAUGGAAAGGCUCAGUCGGAGUGGCCAAAAUAAUCAAUUUCCUGAGACAAACAACUAGCCAAAAUUCUGAAGACAGUGGCCUUGAGCAAUUGUGGAACAUGCUUGAUCCUGAGAAGAGAGACCCACAUGUGGACCUGGAAACUUUCCAGGCCAUGAUGAAAGACUGGAUGGCUUACUGUGGAAACAAAUGGGAAGGAGUGAAUCAUAGAUUAAGCAGCAUCAUCGAUGAUUCUGUUUGUGAACAGGAUGGCAUAAAAUCAGAUGGAACAAUGAAGAUGAGCACAGAUAUAACAGAUUCUACAUCGGGGAGCUUCGAGGCUUUGGGAGGAGAAACAUCUAAAGGAGUCUUAGAGGUGUCUGAUUUGAUUGCCUACGUAGCAGACCUUCAUUUCAACAAAAGAAAACUUGAGGAAGAAAAUAAUAAGUUUAAGUUGGCUUUAGAAACCCUGGAAGAAACUAACAGCCAGUUAUCAGAGGACUGUACUGAAUUGCGCCUUCAGGUAAAAAGUGCCCACCAGGCUAUUAUGAGAACAAAUCUGUUAAAAGAAGAACUGGAGGAACUGAAACUUAGUAUGAAUGCUUCAGAAGAGCAGAAGAGCAUGAUUGUAGCCCAGAGCAAACAAUUAGAGACAGAAAACCGGGCUCUGAUUCUUAAGAUUCGGAUUCUACAGGAAGAGAAUUUCAAGAACAUCAUGGAUAUAGACAGACUGGAAAAGAAGAUUGAAGACUUGUCUAAAACUGAGACAGAGCACCAAAUGCAGUUACACACAUAUGAGAACACUUUGCUUAAUAAAGAUACAAGUUUGCAGAAGAAAGGCUUAUAUAUAGAAGAACUUAAAUCAACCAUCAUAGAAUAUGGAAGCAUUAUAGAGAAUUUACGAGGGGAAAAAAAUAAACUGGCUCAUGAGUUACAGCUCUUGCAACAGGAACUCAUCACAAAUGGGAUCCAGUUGAAUGUUAAUGGAGAGUGUAACAGUAUCAUCUCUGAAGGAGAAAAGUCUUUACAUUAUGAACUCACUCUUGCUCAGUCUGCAGAGAACACUGAAACAGAGAGGCAGCACAAUGUAAUCAACUUGUCAUCUCUGGAUGCCAUGAUGGAUCAGGAAAUGCUGCUAUUACUAAGAGAGCCUGCGCAGAAGGCAGUGGAAUUCACAGCCACGCUUCAGAAGCUGCACGAAGAAAUUUCUAAAAUUGCAACCCUCAUUGAAAACUCUCGAUGGUGGGUAACUAAUCCAGAAAUUACUGUGAAAGAAAAGUGGGAGGAGCAGCUUACUGUAAGUGUUUUAUAUUUUGUGAUUUUCCUGGUUUUUCUUCUACUUUGUUAAGCCAGGUAAUAGUAUAUACAGUACCAUUUCUAAGACUUUAUUGUAGUCUUCUGCUAUCUUAGUCUGAUCAUGAGUAUAGACUA
Messenger RNA from Pan troglodytes (chimpanzee), 2115 nucleotides. Its product is annotated as inositol 1,4,5-triphosphate receptor associated 2-like. NCBI's taxonomy places the organism in Eukaryota, Metazoa, Chordata, Mammalia, Primates, Hominidae. Gene Ontology annotation, cellular component: endoplasmic reticulum membrane. The coding region runs from base 29 to 2032 and encodes 667 amino acids. The record is from RefSeq and is a predicted model, not a curated record. The transcript has 15 exons.